AAACGGUAACCGGUUUCCGUAAUGAAUACCCGUCCCCACUAAAAACACUGUGCGGUGUUGUUGAUCUCAAACCAGCUGGUUGUGUUGCUUUAUCGGAAUGACAAUGUAGGAUAUGUUUUCAAUAAACGUUUUAAAUGCACUAUACCCUUGGUUCAAAUAUGCUCAUUUGAUAUUUUAAAGUCUACUGCAUCAGGCUGGAUACAACACUACUAAUGGAAGAUGUUAAUGAAUUCCGGGACGACGUCAUUCCGAUUAAACCCAAUCCAGUACUCGAAAAAUGUAUUGUGUUCAAAGUUUACAAGAGGAGAUGGUUCAUUCUGUUCGUGUUGUGCUUGCUAAAUUGCUCAAACUCCAUAUUAUGGCUGACCUUUGCUCCAGUGGCAGACCGUUCAGCCCAGUUCAUGGGUGUCACCCUGGACCAGAUCAACUGGCUGUCCAUGAUCUACAUGGUGGUGGCCAUUCCUCUCAGCUUUGGGACCACAUGGAUGCUGGACACCUUAGGACUCCGAAUCACACUGGUGCUGGGUUCCUGGCUCAACAUGUUGGGAGCUGUGCUGCGUUUCGUGGGCAUCAUGAGGAACCUACCAAGUGCAGCCAAUUUCCCCGUGGUGAUGGGGGGCCAAACCCUAUGUGCCCUGGCCCAGCCCCUGGUUAUCUUCACUCCCACCAAGCUGGCAGCCCUCUGGUUCCCAGAGCACCAGCGGGCCACCGCCAAUAUGUUAGCCUCCAUGUCAAAUCCCCUUGGGAUUCUCAUUGCUAGCAUCUUUUCCCCUAUGAUUGUGGGGACUACCAACAACAUCCCUUUAUUGCUGUUCAUAUAUGCUGUACCAGCAGCCAUUAUCUGUCUCCUAGCAACAGUGGGGAUCCGUGAUAGUGCCCCCCCAACGCCCCCCUCAGCCAGUGCCGAAAGCUCCAACUCAGAGCCCUUCCUGGAGGGAAUCAAGCUGCUCCUGAGGAACAAGGCCUACAUGAUUCUCCUGCUGUGUUUCGGCUCGGGGAUUGCUGUGUUCACCUGCUUCUCUACACUGUUGGAGCAGAUUAUGUGUGUCCGAGGGUACACUAAUGACUUUGCAGGACUGUGCGGAGGUCUCUUCAUCGUGUUCGGUAUAGUCGGAGCUGGCUUCCUGGGUCUCUACGUUGACAAGACCAAGAAGUUCACUGAGGUCACCAAGGUCAACAUGAGCCUCUCAGCGCUGGCCUGCAUUGCCUUCUCAGUGGUAUCUCAGAUGCGGAAUCAGGGAAUAGCCGUGGCCGUUGCUUGUUCGCUCUUCGGCUUUUUCGGCUUCUCCAUUUACCCGGUUGCCAUGGAGUUGUCUGUGGAGUGCUCCUACCCAGUUGGGGAGGCCACCUCAGCAGGCCUGAUAUUUAUAUCAGGACAGAUCCAGUCAGUUAUCUAUAUACUGCUUCUUCAGGGGUUGACCAAACCAAUGGCCUACUCGCCCUUCUCUACCUGUUCUGUAGGAGGGGAUGCGGCCUUGAGUUGGAGGGUGCCCAUGCUGGUGAUGGCAGGCCUGUUCAGUGUCUUUACCUGCUGCUUCGUUAUCUUCUUCCACACGAAGUACAGGAGACUGGAUGCUGAGGCACAGGCUGGUGGAAAAAAGCCAACUCUGGCAACCUGUGACAGCACAUCAAACUCUGACCAAAAGUAGGAACAGGUCAGGGGUUAACUGAACUGCUUUGAGAUCUCUAGCAUCAUUUCAGAAGCACGGAAUGUAACUGAAAGGUCAUUUCUACCUUUGCUAUACUGCUUCAUUUUCUCGUCCCAAGUGAAUGAUUACAGUUUUGACAAUAGUGAUAUUUAAUAUUGCUUAAACGGUGGUGGUAAACAGUGAUCAUAAGUUACUCGAUUUGAAACGGGGCUUUCCUUUUAUACAGUUAUGCUCUAAGAUGAAUAGCAUCUUAUACACCGCACAGUUUGUACUGAUACGGAGCAGAGGUCAUUUCGGCUCAGUCUGUUAAGUUGGACAUUAAAUGUAUGAUGCAAAAGUAAUCCAAUACCUGAAUUGACUGAAAUUUCAACGGAAUUAAACUGUGAUGGUGGUGGACAUGUAUGCUUGUGGGGUGUACAGACUAGUUCAUAAAAUAAUAUUCCAGGUAUUUGAAUGAUGGCACAUUUUUUUGUCAGUACCAAAUUCUUUUACACAUUCAAUUGUGUAAAUUUGGUAUUUUAAACUACUCCUGUAAAUAUACUUUAUAGUCAAAUAAACCACCAUGUCAGUCAUUGGUUUAAUUCACUUCUAAAUACAUACAACUUAGUGAAUUGUCAAAACACUUUCAUUUCUCCUGGAUACUAUUAUGUGCCAUUUACCACAUGCUUACACACCAACCAAGAUACAGGCAGCUGAUAAAAUGAGCCAUUUAUCUAAAAGUUCUAAAGUUAAGAAAGAGAGAUUUCUUUUGUAAGAGGAAGCCGUUUCAGUGUAUUUAUUUCAUCACUGUUCCAAAGUGUUACACAGUGACAAACAGAACUGCACUCCCCUCAGACACCAUACAGAUAAUACAGGCAGAUAAGACUCUACAGGAGUUUGAAUCAUUUCCCCAAUUUCAAUUCACAUAAAAUACAUAUAAAAAAAAUAGAGCACUCUGGAUUCAGGCUCGCCUGAGCAAAACUGAAAGCCACCCUCUGCCUUGUUGCAACCUCAGUUCUUUUUUUUAAAAGAGCCACCUUAAUAGGGCUACGAGUAACGUGGUAAAAAUGAACAGCAAAAUGAAGGGGGAGAAAGAAAAAAACCAAUACAAAGAAAUGGCAUAAGACCCGAGAGACAGAUUCUAACAUCUGUCAAAUGUACUACGUCACCAAAUAAACAAAUCCUCCUUCAAA
Molecule: messenger RNA, 2821 nt
Organism: Oncorhynchus gorbuscha (pink salmon)
Lineage: Eukaryota; Metazoa; Chordata; Actinopteri; Salmoniformes; Salmonidae
Product: solute carrier family 49 member A3-like
Exons: 10
Coding region: 213-1649 (478 amino acids)
Biological process (GO): transmembrane transport
Cellular component (GO): membrane
Molecular function (GO): transmembrane transporter activity
Source: RefSeq, a predicted model, not a curated record